This is a messenger RNA of Ceratina calcarata, 402 nucleotides long. Its product is annotated as putative G-protein coupled receptor CG31760. NCBI's taxonomy places the organism in Eukaryota, Metazoa, Arthropoda, Insecta, Hymenoptera, Apidae. The record is from RefSeq and is a predicted model, not a curated record. The annotation marks the transcript as partial. Gene Ontology annotation, molecular function: G protein-coupled receptor activity. The transcript is spliced from 3 exons. Gene Ontology annotation, biological process: G protein-coupled receptor signaling pathway. Gene Ontology annotation, cellular component: membrane.
GUGGUGCGUGCUGCGAGUCCCGUCUUGCUACGCGUGAUCGUGUUGGGCGCAUUUUUCAUCUACUGCACGACGAUCGUGAUGUAUCCUCGGCCGAACGUGAUAACGUGCACGGUUCGAGUUUGGCUGCGAGAGAUUGGAUUCUCUCUCACCUACGGCGCCCUCAUGCUUAAAACUUGGCGAAUAUCAGUAAUAUUCCGCGUGAAGUCGGCCAAGGCGGUGAAAAUCACGGACGCCAGUCUGCUGAAGCGUCUAGGAGUGAUCGUAAUGAUAUUCAGCGUGUUCCUGAGCAUCCGCACCCUGGUGGCACCGCCGGUGGUGAUAGUGGCACGCACGGCCGACGACCUCAAGGCUUAUCUGUGCCGGACCGACUGGUGGGAUCACAGUUUCACGACGCGUGAGUGA